CGGAGCGGGCGGUAUGGCCGGAACGGGACUGCCGGGCGGGAGCGUCGCUGGGCUGCAGGAGGGCGCCGAGGAGGCGAAGCCAGCUCCCACCCAGCAGGAUGAGGACACCUGCAGCGAUUAUGGAAGCCGUGACAAGCCGGGCACUGCCCUGGGGAGGACUGUACCGGAUGGGAGUGCGCUUUUUCCUGAUAUUUUUCGCACGGAUCAUCUUUUGUUUUAUGAGCGAUUUAAAGCUUACCAGGAUUACAUUUUGGCUGACUGCAAAGCUUCUGAGGUGAAGGAAUUUACAGCUGAGUACCUGGAGAAGGUCCUUGAGCCGUCGGGAUGGCAGGCUGUUUGGCGCACUAAUGUGUUUGAGGUCCUCGUGGAGGUGGUUGAUGUGGAGUACUCAGAUCUGAAGGCAGUUGUGCAGCUCUGUGAGCCUUUCCUGUGCGAGUCACAGGUUAGCACCUUUACGUUGGAAUGCAUGCAGGAACUCUUGGAGCUGAAGGAGCGUCGGAUACCGCUGCAGGAGCUGUGGGUUGUGUAUGAUGAGUCGGGAGAGUUUGAUCAGACAGCACUAGCUGUGGAGCAUGUCAGGUUCUUCUACGAGUGCAUCUGGAGGACCUGGGAUGAGGAGGAGGAGGAUGAUUUUGAUUACUUUGUGCGAUGUGUGGAGCCUCGACUGAGACUGCAUUAUGACAUCCUCGAGCACCGUGUGCCUUCUGGUCUUGUUGCUGAUUACCACAGCUACUUGUCUCAAUGUGAAGAGCUCUACAGGAAGUUUUUAAAUGUGAGGAACAACAUAUCAAGCAGUGAUUCAGACUCUGAAAUGGAAAAUGUCUCCAUGGUGGAGGGAUUAAAGUUGUAUGAGAAAAUAGAGCACUUGAAACAAAAACUAAAACUAAUUGAGAAUCCUCUGCUGAGGUAUGUAUUUGGUUACCAAAAAUACAGUGGUCUCCAAGCUAAAGGGCAGAGACCAACAGGUAUCAAGAUCACUCAUGUUGUGUCCGCAACUGUGAUGGCGAGUCUCUUGCAGUCUUUGAUAAGGGACAGACUUUGCCCUGAGUCUUGUGGUGAAGAACUAGAAAUACAGUUCCACAAUGAUCCGCUGGCAGCUGUAAAUGCUUGUUAUGAAGGAGACACAGUCAUCAUCUGUCCUGGUCAUUAUGUUGUGGAUGGCGUGUUCUGCAUUGCUGAUUCUAUUGAAAUGGAAGGCUAUGGCCUGCCAGAUGACAUUGUGAUAGAAAAGCAAGGGAAAGGAGACAACUUCGUGGACUGUACAGGAGCCAAUAUAAAGAUCUCCAAUUUGAAGUUGGUGCAACAUGAUGCUGUGGAAGGGAUUUUAAAUGUUCAUCAAGGGAAAACAACUUUAGAGAAUUGUGUAUUACAGUGUGAAACUACAGGCAUAACUGUACGAACUUCAGCUGAACUAUUAAUGAAGAACUCAGAUCUGUAUGGUGCCAAGGGUGCUGGUGUGGAAAUAUACCCAGGUAGUACGUGCACCUUGUUGGACAACGGCAUACACCACUGCAAGGAGGGAAUACUCAUAAAGAAUUUCUUAGAUGAACAUUAUGACAUCCCCAAAAUAAGCAUGGCCAAUAAUGUGAUCCAUAAUAAUGAAGGAUAUGGUGUGGUCCUGGUAAAACCAACUGUUGCUUCUGAUGUAAAGGAUGCUUCAGCAGAAGGAACAACAGGGGAUGCACAGUCUACCCAGUCAAGUGAUGAGAGAGCACAUGUAGAGGGCUUCAGACAAGAACAACUACCUGAGUGUGUAGCUGAUGAAUUGGAGCUUUAUAAGCAAGCUGAGAUUUCUGAAGGCAAUCAUGAAAUUGUAAGUGAACUUGGUGCUGCUUCUGCAAAGAAGAGUCAGAUGCACAGGAAAAGGCUGAGUGAACUGGGAAUCACAGAAGCUGACGACAACUUAAUGUCACAGGAGAUGUUUGUUUCUAUUGUGGGCAAUCAGUUCAAAUGGAAUGGCAAAGGAAGUUUUGGUACUUUUCUCUUCUGACAGUCCUGAUUCCUAGUGGCAUUGUAAUAAGAUUUGCACAAGCUGUUUUUUUCACUGCUACUUUCUGAGGAGGUAACUUCCACCAGCUUUCCAUAAUGUUAGUAAAAUAUUUAUUAAUUAUAUAUAUAUAUACACACACAUAUAUGCAGCAUGUGAAAACAACUUUCUUUGUGCAAGCAUGGGCAAUGCUGGUAGAAAAGAGAACUGUGCUAAUCUAUGGACUUGCUCUUUGCUAGCUGUCAUUUUUUGUUGUUUUUUUUUCUUCUUUUUGGUAUAUUUA
Lagopus leucura (white-tailed ptarmigan) is the source of this 2270-nucleotide messenger RNA. It is a transcript of the gene SHCBP1, whose product is annotated as SHC binding and spindle associated 1. Gene Ontology annotation, biological process: fibroblast growth factor receptor signaling pathway. Lineage: Eukaryota; Metazoa; Chordata; Aves; Galliformes; Phasianidae. The transcript has 13 exons. The coding region runs from base 14 to 1990 and encodes 658 amino acids. The record is from RefSeq and is a predicted model, not a curated record.